AUGGAUAUCUUAGAACUGCUCCACGUAGAAUCCUAUUGUAGUGACGCUCGUCCUUUUAGCUGCACUUGGGAAGGUUGUCAUAAGGCUUUCUCAAGAAGAUCUGAUCUCUCUAGGCAUUCUCGAAUUCAUACUAAAGAAAGAUCUUUUACCUGUAACGAGCUUGGUUGCGGUAAAAGCUUUAUUCAGAGGUCUGCUCUUACGGUACAUUUACGGACGCAUACAGGAGAACGACCUCAUUUUUGUGAAUAUCCAGAUUGCAACAAAUCUUUUUCCGAUAGUAGUUCUCUAGCACGUCAUAGGCGUAUUCAUGCUGGAAAAUUUCCUUACAAAUGUCUUAUCGAUGGAUGUGAAAAAAGAAAAACAAAUUUGAUUAAACAUCAUCGACAAGUCCACAUGAUGCCUCACAAAAAUGAUCGAACUAUUGAAUGGCCUUCUAUUGAAGAGCUUCAAUACCAAAAACUGCAACAAAACAUUUCUUUAAAUCAGACAUUCCCUCCUCCUUGGUCUUUACCUGGUGUGUCAGCUUUUCAAACGCAUCAACAUUUCCAACAAGGAUAUUAUACAUCACUACCUCCAUCAUCGUCGUAUUAUUUUGGUCAAUCUAUGCGUCCUGCUCAUUUAGGACAACGGUCUUACUUUAUGGUCCCUAAUUAUUACCAUCAUUAA
This is a messenger RNA of Dentiscutata heterogama, 666 nucleotides long. The record is from the annotation of a GenBank genome assembly. NCBI's taxonomy places the organism in Eukaryota, Fungi, Glomeromycota, Glomeromycetes, Diversisporales, Gigasporaceae.